GUAGAGGAUCAUGGCCGAGGACUAUUGGGAGUGCACGGCGGAUUCGGGAUAUAAUUACUGCUGUUGAGAUUAGACGAUCGACACACAUACACACACACAGGAUUUCAAGUCCACGGGGCGCUUAAACAGUGGCAGCCCCUCCACCCCCUUCAUCUCGUCCCCCCCUCCCCCCACUGAUGGACCGCAUGAGGAAGAUCAAAAGGCAGCUGUCCCUGACGCUGCGAGGGGGUAACAGCGGGGACAAGACCAUGAACGAGACCAUCAGCUCUCAGGACACAGGAGCGCACAGCGAUUCCGAGGCCAUGCCAGUUGGCAACAGUGGUGGUCUGCGGGGUUCAGUGAGAGGUUCGGGGGGUUCCUUCAGCAUGCACUCCCUCCUGCAGUCGUACAGCAGCGCUCUGCGCAGACCACGCAGCCUGGGCCGCAGUCUCAGCUCCUAUCUCAACCACACCACGCGCCUCGAGAUCGUCCAUGAGGAUGUGAAGAUGGGUUCGGAUGGAGAGAGCGAUCAGGCUUCGGCCACGUCCUCAGAUGAGGUGCACAGCCCCGUCCGAGUGCGUCUGAGAAACAACCCCGGCCGCAAGAUUUCCUCAGAGGACAUAAACAAGCGUCUUUCUCUGCCUGCCGAUAUCCGGCUUCCUGAUGGCUACCUGGAGAAAUUCAACCUCAACAGUCCGCUGUUUGACAAACCGCUCAGCCGAAGAUUACGCCGAGUAUCUCUGUCUGAGAUCGGUUUUGGGAAGUUAGAAACGUAUGUGAAACUGGAUAAACUGGGAGAGGGUACCUACGCUACAGUUUAUAAAGGGCGCAGUAAGUUGACGGAUAACCUGGUGGCUCUAAAGGAGAUCCGUUUGGAGCAUGAGGAAGGUGCUCCAUGCACUGCCAUUAGAGAAGUGUCUCUUCUGAAGGACCUUAAACAUGCCAACAUCGUGACUCUUCACGACAUCAUCCACACUCAGAAGUCUCUGACGCUCGUGUUCGAGUACCUGGAUAAAGACCUGAAGCAGUAUUUAGAUGACUGUGGAAACUGCAUUCAUAUGCACAAUGUCAAGCUCUUCCUGUUUCAGCUGUUGCGCGGUCUGAACUAUUGUCACAGGCGCAAAGUCCUUCACCGAGACCUCAAGCCCCAAAAUCUUCUGAUCAACGAUCGUGGAGAGCUGAAACUGGCUGACUUCGGUCUGGCACGAGCGAAGUCAAUUCCCACGAAGACCUACUCCAAUGAGGUGGUGACGCUCUGGUACCGCCCACCUGACAUCCUAUUGGGCAGCACAGACUACUCCACUCAGAUUGACAUGUGGGGUGUUGGCUGUAUCUUCUAUGAGAUGUCUACGGGUCGGCCCUUGUUCCCGGGCUCCACAGUAGAGGAGGAGCUUCACUUUAUCUUCAAACUGCUCGGUACGCCCACAGAAGAGACCUGGCCUGGAAUAACCUCCAAUGAGGAAUUCAUCUCCUAUAACUACCCCCGUUACCGCGCCGACUGUCUCCAUAACCACACUCCACGAUUGGACAACGAUGGAGUCGAGCUUCUGUCCAAACUGCUGCAGUUUGAGGGGAAGAAAAGAAUCGCGGCAGAGGAAGCCAUGAGACACCCAUACUUCCACUGCCUGAGCGAGAGAGUUCUCGCUCUGCCAGACAUUACAUCAAUAUUUGCACUUCAAGAAAUUAAGCUGGAAAGGGAGCCGGGCAUGAGGACGAGCUCACUGUCAGAAUCAGAGCUUUUGCAAAGAUGUCUAAGGUUCCGUCACACCUUAGUCAACAGCAUAUCUCAACGGCAGAGCCUGCUCUUCUGAACGCACGGGCGGAAAGGACAGGAAGACGCGCCGAGACGUUUCCUGUUGUGAAGAUGAAGGGAUGUUUUUUCACUGCUUUUCUGUGGCAUUAUGUGCUUAGAAGGGGUCACUGUAGCUGUUUACAUAGAGAGGCUGACGACGAAGUCAUGUUUUGUUCUUGAUUUGUGUACUUGUGCACCCUGCCCCUUCCCUGUAUACAUGACAUGCAUAUACAUGUUUGCUAUACCUUACCAACGGAGUUGUGUACCACCGAUCCAACCACUGUAAUCAGAUGCUGAAUGUUGUUGGAUAUCGGAUGGUUUCCUGUGCGUAGCCUCUUCUUUCAUUGACUGAUGCUUUUUGCAAUACUCUGUUAAAAGUGUUAAAAGAAGGCCAUUUUAUGAAGGAAUAUGUCACAAAGCUAUGAAUGCUAUGAAUAUCAAUCAACAAUAAGCCAAGUUUAUAAAAGUGAUGGAAAUCACUAUAGUCUUCCAGAACAAUAGUCCUCCACCUUUAGUGUAAUCGUCCAAAAGCCAACAUUUUAGUACUAUGCCAACAUAUAUAAUCUGUGAUCAUUAAGCAUACAGGCUUUAUUUGCGUUCAUCAGAUUUUCGAAGUCUGUCCAUUUUUUACUUUUGUUUGCAAAAUCAUUUCAUUUUUAAUUGUUGUUAACAUGUUUUUGCCAUGCAAUACAUUUUGAUAAUCUAGAAAGUUAUUUCACCAAAGACCCCACGUUUCCUCCCACUUGGUUUAACCUAGUUUGAGCUUCCACGUCCAUCAUCAUUCACCCACCGAAGAAUCAGCUGCAUUGUGUCGAGGACGAACAUUGAGCCUCCGGAGUUCUCCAGGCUUUUCCCAUGAACACCUGGUAAUUCUUCCAUUACUGCAGCACUUCGAGCCGUCACUCUGGGUGAAAACUGAGCUCGCUUCAGUCUGUGAGAUGAGGACUUAUAAAUGGGAUGCCAAGGCUUGUGUGGAGAACGGGUUGACUCGUAUAGGGCUCAGGUUUCUGUCACUCUGCCGAACAGCUGAGCGGGCGGGAUAGUGUUCCACAUGUCGGCCCGGUUGUUCAUACUCCGCAGGGUUUGGAGCGCAUUGGUGUUGCGUUACACGCUGCAAAUUUAUCACACGGGUGUACCAGGGAUGCGCAAACCAAGGCCUCUGUGCACAAUAUCUGUCAUCUACAGUCCCACAGAUGUGAUUUUUGGGCGUCUGGGUCACGUUACACCUCAAAUACAAAAGAAAAACUUUAUUUUACGUAAAGGUCCACUUUAAGAGACUCAAACUUUCCCCACAACUUCUUGUUACUGUAAUGCAAAAUAAUAAAAAGAAUCUUUUUACAAUAGCAAUAUGAAAAGUAGGAUGUUCAGUGUUGUUCAUUUAAAUACGUUGUAUUUUGUUUGUAAAUUGUAUAUUUUAAAAUGGUAAUAUAUACACGCGUUGUAGUAUUUUUUUGUAAUGCAAGGUUCAGAACCAUCAUUUUGGAAUGAUGAGAAUUGCAAAACGAGCUUUUAAAUUAAGAUGUCUGGACUGCUUAAUUUUGGGGGCAUUUACAUCAAAUUGUAAUGGUUCCAGAAUAAGCUUCAUUUUCUUUAUUGGAAAAUAUUUGUCUUUUAAUUUUGAGGUGAAAUGUGACCCAAGUAUUUUCUCGUAAGACGCGCCAUAUCAGAGGUGAAUGCUGAUGAGGUUUCUAUUGUUUUUAGUAAAUCUAUAGUUUUUUAUUUGAUAUUUCAAGCAAUUCUAAAAUGUUUGGUCAGCUGGUGAUAGAUUGUGACCUCCCUUCUUCCCUGCUGGAGAUAACCUGUGAAUACCUGUUUGCUAUAUUUGUGUGUGUUUGAGAGAGAUGAGGGGAAUGCGGUCCUGCAUGGCAGUGUUUUAGACUUUGGUACAUUGUAAAUAGCCUUGGAAUGUUUUGUUUUCUGAUCAGAAGAGUGAAGAGUGCAAUGAAACGAUCCUCAUAACAAUGUAUAAUUUUUGAAAGAAGAAUAUCUUUUUUGUUAUACUUAUCUUUGAUGACAUUGUUAAUUGUGUUCUCAUUUUUUUAUGAGAUGUAGUAACCGAAUUACGUUACCAGGAGAUUUAUGCGCUGUAGAUAUUUGGUUUUGAUGUUUGUUAGUUCAUGAAAAUGGCUCACACUGAUUUAAAUCUUUCAUCUGGAACGCGUUAAGUGAAAGGGCUUCAGUGGCUAUAUGUGCUUGUGUGGUAGCCAACUUUUCAUUACUGCGCAAUAAUGGCUAAUUUACGCAACAACAUCGAUUUGUUUCUUUUUUAAUGAAAAUCGUCCCAGUUUUAAUUCCCCCCCCCAAAAAAACAGAUACACAAACAUUUUGCACCAGAAACAGCUGUUUGGCCCUUUCAUAAGUGUGACUUUGAAUGCAUUUGUACGUGGAGACAUUCUGAGCCAGUAAACAUGUUCAGUUCUCUGUAAUGGGUAAAGUUUUGAUGUUCUUGAAUGGGCAUUCUGUGCUAUAAGAAACUUGAUCAUUGAUCAGUAUUAUUUUCUUUUCCUAUUUUUGUAAUCGUUCUCAAGAUCCCAAAGUUUUAGGAUUUUCAGCCUUGUCACUGUUGUUUUUCCAGCUGGCAUUGGUCCAUGUGAAAUGCUGAGGAAUUAAGAGUUGCAGUCCGCUGUUCUAUAAAUAUGUUGAAAGCAGUAUAGACAAACACGUAAGCAAUACUCACUGGAAAUGCACAUCUCAUGGGUAUCUUAUGCAGGAAUCACUCUCAGAUGGCCAUAGUAUAUUUUUGGUUAAAAUUAAGUUAUGCACAUAUGAGUGGUCAUUCUUUCUGUGAGAAUCAAGGGAUGUUUACUCCAAAUAACAAUUGUAAAUGUUUAAUACAAAAAUCCUUUUUUAUAUUCUUUUGAAUGCAAUAGUUAAUUCUUUCAUUUAAAAAAAUGUGGUUCAGAUGUUAAAAUGGAAAACCUUUAAUUUCAUGCAGAAAUAUUGCUGACUGUUAUUUCCUGAUACUUGUAUGGAGUUCAUUUCCAACAAACUUGAUCCAUCUUUGUCAAACUCUUGAAUAUUGGCACAAACAAGCUGUAAAGCAUUCAGGUGCAUAAAGACAAAUGUGAAUCAUAUUUUGAGGAAAUACAAUCAAUGACCCAAACUUGAGUUCUUUUUUAGUUAAUUUUUGAUUUACUUCAGUUUAUGGACUUGGGCUGCUAGUGUGAAUAAAUGUAAUAAGAAAUGUUCACAUUCAUUUGACAUGUACAUCAGAUAGUUACAAUUCUUUCCCAUUUGUAUCGCAUUUACAAGUCCACACAUAAUCUGUUUACUGCUGACUAGCUUUACAUCAAAAACUUUGCUUGUUCAUGGUCAGGGACAGUAUAUGGUUAUACUAUAACUGCAUAUUAAUCGAUUUUUGUAUUUAUUUACAAACCUUACAUUAAAUCUUACCCUGAUAUGUUUGAUUCAUCAUAUUCACUUGUUGGCAACCCCUACAAGGUUUAUAUACAAAUCAGAGGUGUGAUAAAUGAUUUUGGUCCCAGGUUGAAAUGUGCCUUCCAAAUUCAAUACAAAAGUAUUACAGUUUUGAUGUGAAAUUUUGUUAGUGAUGUCAAACACAUUUGACAAAUCAAAUAACUGUCAUGAAUGACACAGUACGAUUUGACCCAUCAUUAAGUCCUUUUCAUUUUUCUCAUCUAAAAUCAAACCCAAUCAACCUGGAAAAUUGAUACGGAAGAAAUCAUACACUUUAUUUCAUAUUUCAUUUCAAAUCCAAAUGUCCCUCCAUUACACACUGGCAAUAUUUUGUGAUAUUUUUAGCACUUAAAAUUAGGAUUUUCAACUUGAUGAUCUGUCUCUUGGUAUAAAUCUACGCAGUUCCAUAUCAUAUCAUAUGAUUUUUAAACCGUAGAUACGCGCUUUAACAUGUAUUAUACAGCAACGUGAUUUGGUGACUGCUUCUUAGCUUUUGCUGUCGGUCAAUGCCAAAGUUAUCUGAAGCCUUGCAUGGGUUGGUGUUUAAUUUUUCCAAGGAAUGUUACAAUGCUGACACCCUGCUUUGUGUUUCUUACUGAGCCAGUUUUACUGAUGUGAAUUACUGUUAUGAUAAAAUCACAUACACAUCUUUGAAAAUGUUACAUAAGGCCUAAUUCUGUUUAUUAAUUCUAUCAAAGCUAUAUAAUUCAAUAAAGGUAUGUACAUUUCUGAAUAACAAUUUGUACUUGGUUGUA
Triplophysa rosa is the source of this 5943-nucleotide messenger RNA. It is a transcript of the gene cdk16, whose product is annotated as cyclin dependent kinase 16. Gene Ontology annotation, molecular function: ATP binding; protein kinase activity. The transcript is spliced from 18 exons. Gene Ontology annotation, biological process: neuron projection development; protein phosphorylation; exocytosis. The record is from RefSeq and is a predicted model, not a curated record. NCBI's taxonomy places the organism in Eukaryota, Metazoa, Chordata, Actinopteri, Cypriniformes, Nemacheilidae. The coding region runs from base 177 to 1790 and encodes 537 amino acids. Gene Ontology annotation, cellular component: nucleus; cytoplasm; synaptic vesicle.